CAGUGAAAAGCCGCGUAUUAUUAACCUUGGCCGCUUCGAAUAGUAUGUCUAAGCCAAAAACCCUAAGCCUAUGUGUAAACCAGAAACCCUAAAACCUAUCAUCAGCAUAGAGAGGGACGGCCAACACAAACCCUAGAAACAACACUGUUUAACAACCUCUCCCCAAACCCCUCAAAAUUGUCCUCUCUCGUUAUCAAAUGAAGACCAUAUCAGGGAAAAUCGUAUCGACAAAGCCAAUCUCUCUCUCCAAAGCAGCUAAAGUCCUAUCCGCCUUCGUUACAGCCGACACCGGAGCUUCACACGCUGUGUCCACAUACCUCAAACGUUCUUCCGACUCAUUCAACGAGUUGGUUCUCUUUCACAAGGAGCUCAAAGCUUCUCGCAAGCACAAGAAACAUCAACCACAGAGUGUAAGCAAUGAAACCCCCAAAAUUUCUUAUCCAAACCCUGAAGAAACUGAAUUAAGGCCAAAUGUUGAAGAUGCUGUGCGAAAGACAGAUAAGAAGAAGAAGAUUUCUAAGCUAAAUUCUGAAGAAGCCGAAGCCGAAGUCGAAGCGGGGACUAUUAUUGAACAUGCUGUGAGAAAAAUUCAGGAGGAGAAGGUUUCUGAGCUAAACUCUGAAGAAGCUAAAGUGGCUACUCGCAUUGAAGGUAGUGUGAGAAAGAGCUUGAAGAAGAGGAUGCAUUUUACUUAUAAAGAAAAAAGUUAUAAGAAGAAGAUUACUACGCUACACCCAGAAGCGGAACCAGGGACAAACAGUGAAGAUGGUUUGAGAAAGAGAGAGGAAAAGAAUACUUUUGAGCUAAACCCUGAUGAAGUCAAAGCCAAAGCCGACGCCGAAUUGGGGCAAAACGUAGAACAUAGUGAGAAAAAGAGGGAUAAAAAGAAGAUGGCUGACCCAAAUUCUAAAGAAGCUGAAGUGGUACCAAAGGUUGAAGAUAGUUUGAGAAAGAGGGAUAAGAAGAAGAUUUCUGAGGUAUCCCCUGUAGAAGCUGAAGCAGGGCUGAAUGUUGAAGAUUGUCCAAAGGUUGAAGACGGUGUGAGAAAGAAGGAUAAGAAGAAGAUUUCUGAGGUAUCCCCUGAAGAAGUUGAAGCAGGGCGGAAUGUUGAAGAUGGUGUGAGAAAGAGGGAUAAGAAGAAGGUUUCUGAGGUAUCCCCUGAAGAAGUUGAAGCAGGGCCGAAUGUUGAAUAUGGUGUGAGAAAGAGGGAUAAGAAAAAGAUUUCUGAGUUAUCCCCUGCAGAAGUGGGUCCAAAGGUUGAAGAUGGUGUGAGAAAGAGGGAUAAGAAGAAGAUUUCUGAGGUAUCCCCUGAAGAAGUUGAAGCAGGGCAAAAUGUUGAAGAUGGUGUGAGAAAGAGGGAUAAGCAAAAGAUUUCCGAGGUAUUCCCUGCAGAAGCUGAAGUGGGUCCAAAGGUUGAAGAUGGUGUGAGAAAGAGGGAUAAGAAGAAAAUUUCUGAGGUAUCCCCCAAAGAAGCUGAAGCAGGGCCGAAUGUUGAGGAUGGUGUGAGAAAGAGAGAGAAGAAGAAAAAGAAAAAUACUGGAAAUGUAGAAAGAGCUGGUGAGGGUGAUUUAAGAAUCGGGGAGGGUGAGAGGAAAGAAAGGAAGAAGAGGAAGAGUGGGCAGAUUGACGAGGAAGAGGUUGUUGAUUCGCCGGAGCAGAGUGGUUCAAAGAAGAGGAAGAAGAGAAGGAAAAUUGAAGGUAAUAAUUAGCGUUGGUGUACAAUUUUGCAAUUUGUAUUGGUGAUGUUGUUGGUUAUAGGGGGUGAUUGGAAGGGGUAACAUUUCUGGGGCAAUCAAUGGCUUGCAAUCUUUUGAUAAACACUCUGGUGGUAAUGUUUUUCGUGUAAUGAAAAUUUUCUUUUUAAUUUGUUUUCUGACCUAUACACUGAAAUGAAAUUUAGGUGAUGGUUUA
Messenger RNA from Cornus florida, 1911 nucleotides. RefSeq lists its product as uncharacterized. The record is from RefSeq and is a predicted model, not a curated record. Lineage: Eukaryota; Viridiplantae; Streptophyta; Magnoliopsida; Cornales; Cornaceae. Bases 198 to 1709 code for a protein of 503 amino acids. The transcript has a single exon.